This is a messenger RNA of Lepisosteus oculatus (spotted gar), 1024 nucleotides long. The record is from RefSeq and is a predicted model, not a curated record. NCBI's taxonomy places the organism in Eukaryota, Metazoa, Chordata, Actinopteri, Semionotiformes, Lepisosteidae.
GCGGUGGAGACGAGCGCGCAGGCUGGAGGGGAGGGCCGGCGCUCGCAGCCCCCGGGGCAGGAGGGGGCGAAGAAGAGGGUGGCGCGAGCGCAGGGAGGAAGGGAGAAGAAGUUUAUCGGGGCGCACGUGUCCAUAGCAGGGGGCAUCUGGAAGGCAGUGGAGGAGUGCGUGUCCUUGGGGGGGCGCUCUUUCGCCAUGUUCCUGGGCUCCCAGCGCUCGUGGCAGCGCCCCCCCCUGGACGAGAAGGCGGCGGCCAGGUUCCGGGAGGCCUGCCGCGAACACGGGGUCGAGCCCGCCUUCAUUCUGCCUCACGGCUCCUACCUGAUGAACUGUGGCUCGCCCAAGCAAGGUGCCACGGUGGGCGGCCAGUUCUCCGAGCUGCGCGGGAUCAUCGAGCGGGUUCGGGACAAGAGCAGAGUGGGGGUGUGUCUGGACACCUGCCACGCCUUCGCCGCGGGCUAUGACAUUUCUGCGGCCGGAGGGAUAAAGAAGGUUCUGGAUGAGUUUGACUCUGUGGUGGGGCUGUCGUAUCUCAGAGCUCUUCACCUCAACGACUCCAAAGGUGAGACUCGUGUCCCCGUCUGUCCCCGUCUCUGCGUGCGCACGGCUCUCUCGUCCCCGAGACCGGCUCUGGCCCUCCAGGGCCACAGCCCAGUGGGACUCCGGGGGCUCCAGACUAUCCCAGCCUGGGAACGCGUAAUGUUCCGGGGUGUGACUGUGGAAAGAGUUCAUGUUAAUGCCAGACCUGAAUUGAGCCCUUCUCUGCACCUGAAACCAAGAGCCCAGAAAUCUGCUUGUCCGUGGCCCUCAGGGUCCCGAACUGGGGUGAUCUCACGCUCCACCCCCCCUGCCCCUUGACCUCCAAGGUGAGCGUGAGGUUUGACUGGGGAGCUGGGAGGUCACGCCUUUGGCUCCCUGCAUUUCCACUACUUGCCACUAGGGGGCACUGAAGCUCUAGCCUGCAAAUGUUCACUGUAGUUAUUGGAGGUCAGCAAGGUAAUGCAAUGGUUAGCGUUGCUUCCUC